Molecule: messenger RNA, 1014 nt
Organism: Lytechinus pictus (painted urchin)
Lineage: Eukaryota; Metazoa; Echinodermata; Echinoidea; Temnopleuroida; Toxopneustidae
Exons: 5
Coding region: 1-1014 (337 amino acids)
Source: RefSeq, a predicted model, not a curated record
AUGUCAAAUGAAGGUGGUGACGGUGAUGUUGAUGAAGAUGGAAUUGUUGAUGGUCUUGAUGAUGAUGAUGAUGGUGAUGAUCGUGAUCAUCAUCGUGAUGAUGAAAAGGAAGACAACAAUAUCACGUUUCCUUCCUACAGAGCUCAGAUAAGCCUACCUGGAACAGUGAAGACAAUAGUGUUUGGUGCUAUCUACUUGACAUUCUACACUAUCGUCUUCUUUGACCAACGUGUGCUCCUUGACCCCCAAGACAUCAUUACCAGUACGACGUCACUAUCAGCAAGCGGUUUGAUUGGCCUUAAGUUUACUGGUAAGAGAGUGUUUAGUUAUAUCAAGAAGGUGAAAAGACCAGCAGAAUUUCCAAAUAUCUGGAAUGGGAUCGACCUGGCUUUGUCUUUUGCUGGACACGCCUAUUUCCUGUAUUUAACGCGACCGGACCGUCUUAAUAAACGGUUCCCUUUCCAUCUGCGUGCAGGCAAGGUUUCUUUCCGUGAUAUCGAUGAGAACGUAGAAGAUCUCUAUACUCCAUCGAAUGACUUCUAUUCAGUUUUCCAAACUGGGAAGAAACAGGAUACCAGAACUGGAACGACACUGACUAUCCCUGAAGAACCCCAUCACUUUGAAACACCUGUGAUGCCUUUCAACGCACCUUCGGAAGAGUGCCUGGCUGUUCUUCCUCGACCAUCCUCAUCUGAGAUACCAACCGUGUCUGCUACUGUCGACCUAUCGUACCGAACACCCUCACCGGUUAUACAAACGGUAUCUGGUACUGUCCAGACACAGGCACCUACAACGCCCUCGGUAUUUGUUCCCAUGCCUUCGGUAGUGACUAAGCAGUCAUUUAAGAUCACCCCUGCUGGGUCACCAAGCUGUAAGCUACGCAUGAAACAAAUUCCUGAGAAAGACCGGGCGGCUUUUGGGAUUUCUACGGCUUCUGUUCCUAGGGGAGGGUUCUCUGUAUUCUGUGUCCAGAAACAACCGGUAAAUACCUUUAAGAUGUCUAAUUCAAUAUAA